AUGAGACAUGUACAGCUCUGCGUAGACGAAGGCAAGCUCAGACUAGCUAAAGACGGAUUGCAUCAAUAUAGAAUCGUAUCGCAACACGCAAAUGCGCAGUCGCUGGCGAAGGUCGUCGCUGAGCUGCGUUCGAGAGCAGAGGCUCGGCUUGCUGCAGCAAGAGCCAAAGUCGGAGCAGAUGCUGAGCCUAGCGCGCCUGAGGAUCUCGAUGUAGAGGCAGAGACACCGGAGAAUUUGUUGCUCUCAACCUUGCAAGUAAGAAUAUAA
This is a messenger RNA of Eimeria acervulina, 267 nucleotides long. RefSeq names its product eukaryotic translation initiation factor 3 subunit 10, putative. The record is from RefSeq and is a predicted model, not a curated record. Bases 1 to 267 code for a protein of 88 amino acids. Gene Ontology annotation, biological process: translation reinitiation; formation of cytoplasmic translation initiation complex. The transcript is spliced from 3 exons. Gene Ontology annotation, cellular component: eukaryotic translation initiation factor 3 complex, eIF3e; eukaryotic translation initiation factor 3 complex, eIF3m; multi-eIF complex. NCBI's taxonomy places the organism in Eukaryota, Apicomplexa, Conoidasida, Eucoccidiorida, Eimeriidae. Gene Ontology annotation, molecular function: translation initiation factor activity; mRNA binding.